CGUACCAACCGAACAGCACAAAAACAAUCGUCCUUGGAGUAGCAUCAAUAGGACUACUGCGUUAUUCUCGGCCUCGUCAGUGAAUUAGCUAAUUAGAAUUAUGUCAUAGUUUGCGUGUUUUCGUUUUUCAAGCUUUGGCAUUAGCGAACACACACAAGACGCCAGAUUUUGUGAUCGCAAUUUUGGCUCAGUUUUUGACACUACUUGCACUAGCUUUGACUGACAUCUAGAACAAUUAUUACUUCUCCAACCAUGUCAAAUAAAUUUGAGGAAAUCUCCAAGUCAAUAGUACCUGCUGCCGAGGAGAACAAGAGCAAUAUUGACGAAAAUAGGUCUUGCUGGGUUUGUUACGCUUCAGACGAAGAAGAUGCGCUGGCUACGUGGGUGCAGCCGUGCCGGUGCCGCGGAACAACGAAAUGGGUGCACCAGAAGUGCAUACAACGCUGGAUUGAUGAGAAACAAAAAGGCGACUGCUACAGCAAAGUGCCUUGUCCCCAAUGCGGCACUAUCUACCACAUAGUCUUUCCUGAACCAGGGUUUCUCGAGAUGCUGAUAAAUACUGGAGACAACAUAAUGAUUAGAGUAAGUCCGUUUGUCACUGCUGGCAUUGUUCUCGGCUCACUCUACUGGACAGCAGCCUCUUACGGAGCCAUCACAGUCCUUCAGGUGAUGGGCAAGAAGGAAGGCGUUUUCUUCAUGGAGACGGCAGACCCACUGACGCUGCUCGUCGGUCUUCCCUCGAUCCCCCUGGUUUUAAUUCUCUCCAAGCUGAUCCACUGGGAGGACUACCUGCUGCAGUUCGUGCGACGCCAGGUGCAAAGUCUGCCCGCCCUGGGCUACCUGAUGCCCUCGUUCCGCUACUUCCAACCCGAGGAGGCGCGGCCCAGCGCCGAGUUGCCCCAGCUCACGGACCCUGUUUCCUCGACCCGCAUUCUCUGCAGCGCCCUCAUCCUGCCCACAGCCGCCAGCCUCUGCGGCAGGCUCCUCCUAGAGUCCACGGCUUCCAAUGUGCAGAGAACCUUGUUGGGUGGACUGAUAUUUGUUGGAGUUAAGGGAGCACUAAGGGUAUACUAUAAGCAACAGUGUUACAUUCGCCAUUCCCUUCGGCGCAUCAUAGACUUUACGCCAGAGCAGAAAAAUAGCCAAUCGGUCGAAGAGACGAUCGAAAGUUAAUUGUACAUAAGGGAAAAAAUAAAAUUGAUAAGGAGUUUA
Messenger RNA from Cloeon dipterum, 1212 nucleotides. Its product is annotated as E3 ubiquitin-protein ligase MARCHF5-like. The record is from RefSeq and is a predicted model, not a curated record. Gene Ontology annotation, molecular function: ubiquitin protein ligase activity; zinc ion binding. NCBI's taxonomy places the organism in Eukaryota, Metazoa, Arthropoda, Insecta, Ephemeroptera, Baetidae. The transcript is spliced from 6 exons. Gene Ontology annotation, biological process: protein polyubiquitination; regulation of mitochondrial fission. Gene Ontology annotation, cellular component: mitochondrial outer membrane. The coding region runs from base 253 to 1173 and encodes 306 amino acids.